Molecule: messenger RNA, 1323 nt
Organism: Acinonyx jubatus (cheetah)
Lineage: Eukaryota; Metazoa; Chordata; Mammalia; Carnivora; Felidae
Gene: PPCDC
Product: phosphopantothenoylcysteine decarboxylase
Exons: 6
Coding region: 221-838 (205 amino acids)
Biological process (GO): coenzyme A biosynthetic process
Cellular component (GO): phosphopantothenoylcysteine decarboxylase complex
Molecular function (GO): FMN binding; phosphopantothenoylcysteine decarboxylase activity
Source: RefSeq, a predicted model, not a curated record
UACUCCCAGAAGGCGGCGCGAGCACGUAGACAGCCGGGUGCUCUCGUGAAACUACCUGCUAAGCGGAAACGGCGGGAGUGGCGGCUGAGAUCUCGCGAUAUUUGGGGCUGCCCGAGACGCGCCUGGUGCUGGAGAGGAAUCUCAGGAUUUUAAAUCCUGAUAGAGCCCUCUGGAGGCCAGUCCUGGCAGUUUCCCAGGAUUCGAAGCUAUUAGACCCCACAUGGAAUCAAGUGCGUCAUGUCCAGCAGAUGCUGCACCCUUGGCGAAGAGACAGUUUCGUGUCCUCGUGGGUGUCACUGGGAGUGUUGCAGCCCUGAAGUUGCCUCUUCUGGUGUCUAGGCUUUUGGACAUUCCUGGCCUGGAAGUAGCAGUGGUCACCACCGAGAGAGCCAAACAUUUCUACAGCCCCCAGGACAUUCCUGUCACUCUCUACAGCGACGCUGAUGAAUGGGAGAUGUGGAAGUGCCGAUCCGACCCCGUUCUCCACAUUGACCUGCGGAGGUGGGCGGAUCUCAUGCUGGUGGCUCCUCUUGAUGCCAACACCCUGGGGAAGGUGGCCAGUGGUAUAUGUGACAACUUGCUUACCUGUGUCAUCCGGGCCUGGGACUGCCGAAAGCCCCUGCUCUUCUGCCCGGCGAUGAACACCGUCAUGUGGGAGCAUCCCGUCACCGCGCAGCAGGUGGGCCUGCUCAAGGCCUUCGGCUAUGUGGAGAUUCCUUGUGUGGCCAAGAAGUUGGUGUGCGGAGAUGAAGGUCUAGGGGCCAUGGCUGAGGUGGGCACCAUUGUGGACAAGGUGAAAGAAGUCCUCUUCUGUCGUGGCAGCUCUCAGCAGAGCUGAACCUGGGAUUUCUGUUGUUUGUAUCCUUCUGUACCCUGCGUGUUUUCAGGCCAAGUCUAUGAAGAAGAUGGACAUCGGCAAAAUACGGUGAAGACUUCUGGGUUUACUGAGUAGGGGUGUAGCCUGGGCCUGCUCCAGAGCCUCCCCAGGGGCCUCACUUGCCUCAGGUUAAAUUAGACCAAAGGCCCAGAUCCCAACUUCUUUCCAACUAAGAGAUGGCUGCAUUCUGGGCCCCUCCCCACCUUCUCCUGGGAUAGGCAUAGCAAGCUGUUGCUGUGUGGCCCUGUGCUCUGGGAAGGAGACUGAGGGAGGACUGAGAAACCUUGAUUCUGCAUCGUGCAGGGGAGCCGCUUCAGCUCCUUGGUGGGGUGCCCAGCUGCCAUACAGAGAGUCAGGGAAGCCUGUAAGUUGGCAAGAUGCCGAGUUUCUCUACAGACCAUGCUGUGAGAUCGGGGGUACUGGGGAAUAAAGAAGAGUGACUUUUA